This is a messenger RNA of Rotaria sp. Silwood1, 957 nucleotides long. NCBI's taxonomy places the organism in Eukaryota, Metazoa, Rotifera, Eurotatoria, Philodinida, Philodinidae. The record is from the annotation of a GenBank genome assembly.
AUGUCAAAACGUGAAUCAACAACAACUGAAAAUAUAACUAAUGAAGAUCAUCAUGAUAUUGAUGAUGAUGAUGAUCAAUUAAAUGUAGAACAUAAAAUAGUUCCAACUAUUUAUAACACAACCGAAACAGAACCACACAAAAAAGAUGUUCCAUUAACACAAGAAUCUUCAACAACACAGAUAAUUGAAUCUAAUGAUCUUAAUGUUGAUAUUGAAUAUUUAAUUAAAAAGGAACCAGAAAAAUAUAUCUAUACACCAAUUCCAAAAGAUUAUUUAAGUCUUGUUCAUUGUACUGUAAAAUGUAACAAAGAAGGUCUUAUAUCAAAAACAUUUUCUUUAUAUUUUGAUGGACAAAAUGAAAAUGAUCGAACUUUUCUUUUAACUGCACGAAAACAUCUAAGAAUUGAUGGACAUUCAGAAUAUUUUAUUGGAAAUGAUGAGAAAUCAUUAAAAAAUCUCAAUGAUGAAAAUUCAAUUGCAAAAUUAAAAGGUAUUAAUCUAACUGGUACUGAAUAUGUUUUUUAUAAUCAAAAUAAUCAACAAUCAGUUGCUAUUAUUUAUAAUACUCAUAUAUUUGGAUCGAAAGAACCAAGAAACAUAACAGUUUUAUUGUAUAAUGUUGAAAAACCUAUUCAUCCAUUAAAGGAAAAUGAAACGAUUAUUGGAGAAUGGCGAGCUGGACAUGCAACUGAUUUGAUUGAGAUAAAAAAUAAAACACCAGUAUAUAAUAAAGAAAGUAAAGUAUAUAGUCUUAAAUUACUUGAAAAUCGUGUAAAACAACCAUCACAUAAAAAUUUUCAAUUAUUGAUUACAAAUGGAGAUCGUGAAGAAGAUAUUAUUAUGCAAUUUGGUCGUAUUGAUGACAAUAAUUUUGCUCUUGAUUAUCGAUAUCCUCUUACAGCUAUGCAAGCAUUUGCCAUUGCAUUAAGUUCUUUUCAUAAUCGAUUUCGUACUUGA